Molecule: messenger RNA, 518 nt
Organism: Labrus bergylta (ballan wrasse)
Lineage: Eukaryota; Metazoa; Chordata; Actinopteri; Labriformes; Labridae
Gene: uqcc2
Product: ubiquinol-cytochrome c reductase complex assembly factor 2
Biological process (GO): mitochondrial respiratory chain complex III assembly
Cellular component (GO): mitochondrial matrix
Source: RefSeq, a predicted model, not a curated record
CGUGCGAUAAAGCUCAAACUUCAGUCGUGUUUUCCACAAGUCGAGAUUUAAAUAGAUAUAAAUCCGAAGAUGUCUGCCACCAGGUAUCGUCGGUUUUUAAAGCUCUGCGAGGAAUGGCCACGGGACGAAUCUAAGAAAGGUCGUGAUUUGGGGACGUUUUUGCGGCAGAGGGUAGCUUCAGCUUUCCGUGAGGGCGAAAAUACACAGAUCUCAGAUCCAGAGAAGUGCGACCAGAUGUACGACAGUUUGGCCCGCAUUAACGGCAGCGUUUACAGACAGCGAUUCCCUCGUGUACGUGACACAAGCUUUACUGGAGUCACAGUGGAAGAGUGUAGAGUGCUUUUGUCAGGGAGCGUGCAACAGAUGGACGAUGAAAAAAAGGGUUUGUGGAAGUCGAUAAUGGAGAGAUUUUCCAAAUCACCAGAAGAGGUUCCUGAAAAAGCUCCUGAAAAAUAACUUUCCUCUGUAUUUUUCUUUUUUUCUGUUUUCUUUUCAUGUAUAGAAAUAAAGUUUAUUGA